UGCUGCUGCUGCUUCCGGCUGGAAGAGAACUCGGAGUGCAGAGUCAGCUGGGCAGCAGGAGGCGGAGGGGCGCGCGCGCAGGAGCAGGACUUGUCCUUUGACACCGACUGGACAGAAGAAGCUAAGUCCUGCGUUGUUGAACCUGCAGCCAUGGGGAACAUUUUUGGCAACUUGCUGAAGAGCCUGAUAGGCAAGAAGGAGAUGCGCAUCCUUAUGGUGGGGCUUGAUGCUGCCGGGAAGACCACCAUCCUCUACAAGCUCAAAUUGGGAGAGAUUGUCACCACCAUUCCUACUAUUGGCUUCAACGUGGAGACGGUUGAGUAUAAGAACAUCAGCUUCACCGUGUGGGAUGUUGGUGGCCAGGACAAGAUACGGCCCCUGUGGCGGCAUUAUUUCCAGAAUACCCAGGGUCUGAUCUUUGUGGUGGACAGCAACGAUCGGGAGAGAGUGAAUGAAGCACGUGAGGAGCUGAUGCGGAUGCUGGCGGAGGAUGAACUGCGAGACGCUGUUCUUCUUGUCUUUGCUAACAAGCAGGACCUCCCCAACGCCAUGAAUGCGGCUGAAAUCACGGACAAGCUGGGUUUGCACUCGCUGCGCCAUCGCAACUGGUACAUCCAGGCCACCUGCGCCACUAGCGGAGAUGGCCUCUACGAGGGCUUGGAUUGGCUGGCCAACCAGCUGAAGAACAAGAAAUGAGUGCAGCACGAGGGUGGCGGGCUAAAGCCCCUCGCUGUUGGUUCCAUUUUGGGUUGAUCCCCCCCUCUCCUCCCCCACCCCCUCCCCCGUUCCCACCUUUCUUUCCCCUGUUGGGUUUGCUUUUCCCUGCCGGCACCGGUUGCUGUGGGGGUGGGGUGGGGUUAACUUUUGGUUUCCUCUUUCUCAUGUUCUGGCUCGGCCAGGAUUUUUUGCACGGUCUCUGUGUGUGCGCGUGCGUGUGUGAUAAAUAUAUAUAUAGAGAUAAUAAAAUAUAUGGGUGUGGUGGGAGGGGUUGGGGCAAGUGGGGGGUUGGGUGCCGAUUUUGUGGCCUUUCUUUUUUCUUUCUAUUUUCCUUUUCUUUUCUUUUUUUGUUGGUCAGUUUUGUAUUUAUUGGUGGUCUGUGAAAUUUGGCUCUCUUUGACUGGAGGCGACCAAAACUCAGUGGCAGCUGCUUCUUGCUUUUGUGUGUUGUGGGUGCGGGUGCGGGUGGGAUGGAGGAACCCAGGAGGUUAAAGGGACUGUGUGGCUGCACUGUGUGCAGGGAGGCAAAGACCAGUGAAUGCAAGGGUGGGGGGGACGGAGGAACAGGAAUUCAGAUGAGCAGAAGGUCCCUUUCUCUUUCUCCUUGAUCCAGGGGCCUGCAUGUACUACAUCAUUCUGUCCCCACCCCCAAAUGUGUAUUCUUUCUGUCCUGUUUACAUUGGGCAGCACCCCCUGCUGUCAACAGUGAGAUUGCAGCAGUACUGAACUUCCUGCCCGUCUUUCUCACCUCCCUGUCCAUCACCCUGCUAACAAUUUCAUUAGUGACUUAUGUGGUUAGCGACUCACUGCUGCUGAUGAUGAUGAAGUGGACCGUUUGCAUUCCACCCUCUCAGACCAAAUGACGCUGGAGCUCUCAGUAACCCGUCUCCCCUGAGACCCGUGGAUUCCGUUGUCUCUUUUCUUCCCCUGGGACGGGUGUUGGUCUGGGCUGCUGCAGGAGAUCUGGGACCAAUGCUGCCAAACGUUGACCUGUGCAGACGUAACUCCCUGCUUUUCCCUGCCUGGCUUGCUCUUCCCACCUGGGGGAGGUGCGCACCCAUGCAGGGGCAUCCCAGCAGUGUUACUGCCCAUCUGCUCUUCCCUCCCCUCGGGAGCUUCACACGGGUGAAGGCUUUUUCAUUGCUGCCUACGUCAUGAUGCCCCUUUAGACAGCUCGUUCCCUCUUCCACCCUCAGACACCCUCCAGUUCUUGAAAGGUUCCUCAUCUAUGCUAGGGGAAGUGUGGGGGGAGUCAUUUCUCCCCUCUUUUUUAAUUUUGGGGGUUAAUGAUUGUAUUAGGGUCAAACCCAGGUCAUUGCAUGUAACUUUCAGGUCACUCCCUGCCUCUGGACAAUGUUGGUACUGUAUGUUCCCUUCCCCCAUCCUGGCAGUUACGUAUUUCCUCUUAUUUCUCUCCUCCCGCCCCAACUUCAACUCCCUUGGCUUGGUGUAAAGUGAUUUCCAUUCCUCUUCCUGAGUUGUUCAUUCUCUGGGCCGUGGCUCCCUAUAUGUGUUUUUUCUUGCCCCCCUCCCCCCUCCAAACAGUUGGACGCACCAUGACCUCUGAGCACUCCCAUUGGAUAUUAAACUUGUUUUAUGUA
This is a messenger RNA of Elgaria multicarinata webbii, 2318 nucleotides long. It is a transcript of the gene ARF3, whose product is annotated as ADP ribosylation factor 3. The record is from RefSeq and is a predicted model, not a curated record. Gene Ontology annotation, cellular component: plasma membrane; cytoplasm. The transcript is spliced from 5 exons. Gene Ontology annotation, biological process: intracellular protein transport; vesicle-mediated transport. Gene Ontology annotation, molecular function: GTPase activity; GTP binding. Lineage: Eukaryota; Metazoa; Chordata; Lepidosauria; Squamata; Anguidae. The coding region runs from base 151 to 696 and encodes 181 amino acids.